Messenger RNA from Lactuca saligna, 366 nucleotides. NCBI's taxonomy places the organism in Eukaryota, Viridiplantae, Streptophyta, Magnoliopsida, Asterales, Asteraceae. The record is from the annotation of a GenBank genome assembly.
AUGGGGGCAUCUCUAACCUUCGCUUCUGCUCAGCCUCUUGCAUAUCAUUCGAGAGGAGCUUACAGUAGCAAAGAAAUGGCAGACUCAUUGGUACUCCGCAGCACGAUGAGGGCCCACACCGAUUGGGUCAUUGCAAUCGCCACUCCAAUCGACAACUCCGAAAUAAUAGUCACCUCUUCUCGUGACAGAUCAAUCAUCGUUUGGCGCCUCAUGAUGCAAGACAAAACCUAUGGUGGCGCACAUCGCCGUCUCACCGGCCACUCUCACUUUGUUCAAGACGUCGUUCUCUCAUCCGACGGCCAGUUCGCUCUAUCCGACCACUCUCCCUCCUUUCUCUCUCUCUCUAACCCUAGACACAGCCAUUAA